CUCCUUAAACCCUAAAAUCAAAAUUGCGAAUAAAUAAACCCUACUUCUGUUGGUUUAGUUUUGCCUCCUUUAUUUUUCGACUCAUAAGAAAAGCGAUGGGAGGAAGCGACAGUGAAGUAGAGAAAUCAGCACACAAGGAGAAGGAAAAGAAGAAGCUUCAGGCCUUAGCUCCAAUCGCUAAACCCCUUGCUGGCAAAAAACUCUCCAAACGUACCCUCAAACUCGUCCGCAAAGCUGCCGAACACAAAUGCUUGAAAAGAGGAGUCAAGGAGGUCGUGAAGAGCAUCAGACGCGGUAAUAAAGGGGUGUGUGUUAUUGCUGGAAACAUAACUCCAAUCGAUGUGAUAACUCAUGUUCCAAUUCUAUGUGAAGAAGCAGAGAUACCAUAUGUGUAUGUGACAUCAAAAGAAGAUCUAGCAAAUGCAGGUGCAACAAAGAGGCCAACAUGCUGUGUUUUGGUGCUCCCAAAGCCAACAAAGGGAGAACUUGGAGAGGAAAUCCAGCAAAAACUCAAAACUGAAUAUGAUGAAGUUGCUACAGAAAUAACUUCACUUGCUGCAUCUUUGUUUUGAUUUUGAUUGAGAAUACAAUUGUUUGUAUCUUUCCUUACUUAACUUAAAUCAUGCACUUGAAUUUAUCAGUAUCAGUAUCAGUAUCAGUUGUUUAAAUUUGUCACUAAGCCGGUCAUGCUAUUUUAAAUAUUCAUGAACAAAAACAAGCACAUCAAUCUGGUAUUUUUAACCAAAAAAGUUAAUCUAUAUUCCAAUUUUCAUGGUAGUUUUGGUAUUAUACUAGUACGACUAGCUAUCCUAGAAGGGUGUUGUUAAAGGAUCAACAAAUAUGGAAUUAUUUAACCAAAAUAUUAUGUCUUUCAUCAUUUUUAGU
This is a messenger RNA of Lactuca saligna, 885 nucleotides long. NCBI's taxonomy places the organism in Eukaryota, Viridiplantae, Streptophyta, Magnoliopsida, Asterales, Asteraceae. The record is from the annotation of a GenBank genome assembly.